Messenger RNA from Echinops telfairi (small Madagascar hedgehog), 4531 nucleotides. It is a transcript of the gene VAV2, whose product is annotated as vav guanine nucleotide exchange factor 2. The coding region runs from base 1 to 2694 and encodes 897 amino acids. Lineage: Eukaryota; Metazoa; Chordata; Mammalia; Afrosoricida; Tenrecidae. The record is from RefSeq and is a predicted model, not a curated record. Gene Ontology annotation, biological process: regulation of GTPase activity; cell migration; intracellular signal transduction. Gene Ontology annotation, cellular component: cytoplasm. The transcript has 30 exons. Gene Ontology annotation, molecular function: protein binding; guanyl-nucleotide exchange factor activity.
AUGGAGGAGGCGGCACCGAUGGCAGGCAGCGUGGUCCCCAGCCUCCUGUGGAAGCCAUGGCUCCAGCGCCUGGAGCAGCACUCCUCCCUGCCCAAGCGCCGAUUCCAGCGGCAGCCCUUUCAAAAUCACGAGGCGGUGGCCUUGCCCUCUGCGCCCACCUGGCGGCAGCAGAGGAACGCCUGCACUGGCGGUGUGGAGGCUCCCAGGGUCUCCGCUGGUCUCGCCUUCCGGCACCGCGUCGUGUGGCCCUCGGCCGUGGUCUUCGACCUGGCGCAGGCGCUGCGAGACGGGGUCCUGCUGUGCCAGCUGCUGCACAACCUGUCCCCGGGCUCCAUCGACCUCCAGGACAUCAACUUCCGGCCGCAGAUGUCCCAGUUCCUGUGUCUGAAGAACAUCCGCACCUUCCUCAAGGUCUGCCACGACAAGUUCGGGCUCCGGAACAGCGAGCUCUUCGACCCCUUUGACCUCUUCGACGUCCGGGAUUUUGGAAAGGUCAUCUCGGCCGUGUCCAGGCUCUCUCUGCACAGCGUUGCCCAGAGCAAAGGCAUCAGGCCCUUCCCAUCGGAGGAGACAGCAGAGAAUGACGAUGAUGUCUACCGCAGCCUGGAGGAGUUGGCUGACGAGCAUGACCUGGGGGAGGACAUCUACGACUGCGUCCCACGGGAGGAGGAAGGGGACGACAUCUACGAGGACAUCAUCAAGGUGGAGGUGCAGCAGCCCAUGAUCAGGUACAUGCAGAGAAUGGGCAUGUCGGAGGAGGACAAGAGAAACUGUUGUCUACUGGAGAUCCAGGAGACCGAGGCCCGCUACUACCGCACCCUGGAGGACAUCGAGAAGAACUACAUGAGCCCUCUGGGGCUGGUGCUGAGCCCUGGGGACAUGGCCGCCAUCUUCAUCAACCUCGGGGACCUGAUCAAGGUACAUCACAGCUUCCUGCGGGCCAUCGACCUGUCCAUGAUGGCAGGCGGCGGAUCCCUGGCCAAGGUCUUCCUGGACUUCAAGGAGAGGCUCCUGAUCUACGGGGAGUACUGCAGCCACAUGGAACACGCGCAGAACACGCUCAACCAGCUACUGGCCGCCCGAGAGGACUUCAGGCAGAAAGUGGAGGAGUGCACGCUGAAGGUCCAGGAGGGCAAGUUCAAGCUGCAGGAUCUGCUGGUGGUGCCCAUGCAGAGAGUGCUCAAGUACCACCUGCUCCUGAAGGAGCUUCUGGCGCAUUCCACUGACCGGCCAGAGAGGCAGCAGCUCAAGGAAGCCCUGGAAGCCAUGCAGGAUCUGGCCAUGUUCAUCAAUGAGGUGAAACGGGACAAAGAGACCUUGAAGAAAAUCGGCGAGUUUCAGAACUCCAUCGAGAACCUGCAAGUGAAGCUGGAGGAGUUCGGGCGGCCCAAGAUCGACGGCGAGCUCAAAGUUCGCUCCAUCGUGAACCACGCCAAGCAGGACAGGUACUUGUUCCUGUUUGACAAGGUGGUCAUCGUCUGCAAGAGGAGGGGCUACAGCUAUGAGCUGAAGGAGAUCAUCGAGCUGCUCUUCCACAAGAUGACCGAUGACCCCAUGAACAACAAGGACAUCAAGAAGUCUCACGGGAAAAUGUGGUCCUAUGGCUUCUACCUGACCCACCUUCAAGGGAAGCAGGGCUUCCAGUUUUUCUGCAAGACGGAGGACAUGAAGAGAAAGUGGAUGGAGCAGUUCCAGAUGGCCAUGUCGAACAUCAAGCCGGACAAGGCCACGGCCAACCACCACAGCUUCCAGAUGUACACGUUCGACAAGACCACCAACUGCAGAGCCUGCAAGAUGUUCCUCAGGGGUACUUUCUACCAAGGCUACCUGUGCACCAAGUGUGGCGUUGGGGCGCACAAGGAGUGUCUGGAGGUGAUGCCACCCUGCAAGAUCAGCUUUCCUGCAGACCUGGUAAGCCUCCCCCCCAGACUCCUCCCUUCGCCCCAAGGUCGGCUGGUACAAACCAGGAAGUCAGGGUUCUUUCCAAGUUCAUCUGUGAAGCCCUGCCCCGUGGACGGAAGGCCGCCCAUCAGCCGGCCACCCUCCCGGGAGAUCGACUACUCUGCCUACCCCUGGUUCGCGGGCAGCAUGGAGAGGCAGCAGACAGACAACCUACUCAAGGCCCAUGCCAGUGGCACCUACCUGGUCCGGGAGCGGCCCGCUGAGGCCGAGCACUUUGCCAUCAGCAUCAAGUUCAACGAGGAGGUGAAGCACAUCAAGGUUGUGGAGAAGGACAACUGGAUCCACAUCACAGAAGCCAAGAAGUUCGAAAGCCUCCUGGAGCUGGUGGAGUAUUACCAGUGCCACUCGCUGAAGGAGAGCUUCAAGCAGCUGGACACUACGCUCAAGUACCCCUACAAGUCUCGGGAGCGCGCCCUCUCCAGGACCUCCAGUCGGUCCCCUGCUUCCUGUGCUCCCUACAGCUUCUCCUUUCUCAGUCCCCAGGGCCUCAGCCUUGCUCCCCAGGGCCCCUCCGCGCCCUUCUGGUCAGUGUUUACGCCCAGGGUUAUCGGCACGGCCGUGGCCAGGUACAACUUUGCCGCGCGGGACAUGCGGGAGCUCUCCCUACGGGAAGGCGACGUGGUGAAGAUCUACAGCCGCAUUGGCGGGGACCAGGGCUGGUGGAAGGGCGAGGCCAAUGGGCGGGUCGGCUGGUUUCCAUCGACGUACGUAGAGGAGGAGGGCGUCCAGUGACCACGGGAGCUCGGGCCGGACGCAAGGAUUCUCCGAGGAGGGGUGGCCCUGACUCUGAAGUCGGCUGAAGCCGCCGGGCGGGAAGGCUCUUUCCCGCCCCACCUGUGACUGGAUCCCCCACCUGUGUGUGACCUGCCUGGCUCGUGGGACAUGUACAUAGAGGGAAUCGAGGCUAGCCCCUGCAGAGGGUGCUGUCCUUGGGCCACCCACAGGGGUGCCCGCGGUGUGGUGGGCAGACCCUGUGUGACCGCUGAGCCCGGAGCUCCCAGCUGGCCUGGCCUGCCGAGGUGGUGGUCAGGUAGCCUAGGUGCCCGGAGUAGAGGCCAUCCUGGGCCAUGGCCAGCCUUUCCUGCUCAGCUGUCUACUGCCUGCUGCUUGCCCAACCCCCAGGGGAGGCUCUGGUCCCUGGGGCGGGUAGGAGGCCCAGGGCCAGGCCUCUGCUGUGUCCCCUGCUUGGCCUGGCUGUGUUGGGCGUAGAAGAGAGCUUCUCAAGGGGUUGCUGCUGUCACUCCUGGGACCUCCCCUCUGCAACAGGGAGGUGGGGACCCCGUGGGCAGGCCCCUCUUUUGAGGAGGGGCCUUAGGAAUGAUAAAUCACCAUCCCUACUGCCCAGUCAAUGGUACUGUGCUCGACCCCGCCCAGAGCCCUGGGGUGUGUCUGCCCUGCCGUGCUGCCAGGAAAACCCUAGAAUGAGCCGGGACAAAAACUGGGGGCCUCCCCUCACUGGGUCCCUGCUGCUCACACUCUUCUCGCAAAGCGCCCCACCCCACCCCCCACACCCACGGAGGGGCCCUGGGGCCUGCAAGCUGCUCCCUGAGGCUCCCUGCCCUUUCUCUAUGACCUUGUGUCACCCAGGCCCAUGGGCAGCCCCAAAGAAGUGCUCUGGGGGUGGGGGGGGCUCUACCCUCUCCCUCCUGCUCCCCCGGCCUUGGGCCUGUGAGGGGCGUAGCCAGAGCCUGUUUGCCUGUCCUUGUGUUGCAUGAGACCCAGUGGCUCUGUGCCCAAGCUGCUGUGAGUCCCCGUCCCUCCGCUUGGCUGCCCAACCCUGCGCAGGGAGGGCAGGCGGACAGGGCUGCAUGGUGGAGAGACUGGCCCCUCCUGCCUGGGGUGGACUGGUCAUGGCACUGUAGCUAGGGGUCCCUUUCUGAGUGCCAGGGACCGGGGCCACACACCCAGCAACAUGGGGCACCAGCAUGGGCACAGAGAGGUAAACAGGAAGGCCGGGGGCAUGAGGGCCCAGCGGGGCGAGCGGGCACAGAGGCGGGCCGUGGAGGGUGUGCCCCCUGGUCCCCACCUGUCAGGUACACGGAGCACUUUGCAGUGACCUUCGGCCAGGACUGGGGAGGGUGGUUGGGGAGACCAGCCUUCCUGAGCUUGCUGAUGCCAGACUCCGCCUGUCUGUCUGUUUGCUUGUUGGUCUGUGGACCGGCAAAGCUCGCCAGGGUACCGCCCGAUCCCCGAUUUAUCUGUGAACAAGAGGGAGCCAUUUCAUAACCCUGUGGAAGAAAUGGUUGCCCACACCGCGAAGGAUCGCCGGGGCGAGAGCACCAUGCCCGGCCCGGCCCGGCACGGGUGGGGGAGAGUCCGGUCUGUUUCCUUGGACUCUGUCUUUGGUUUGGUUUGCACUGACCAGGAUGGGAGAGGGCUGGGGGGCGCCCGGGCGCCGGGCUGCUCAGGGCCUGGGACUUAGCUGUGACGGAGGGGCUCGAUGCAUGUGUUUCAGGGACGGAGCCCCCCAGGCAGCGGCGGCCCCACGCAGAACAGGGACUGUGCACUGGCCGGUGGAUUCUCCCAGGCCACCGUUUCUACCGCAAAUAAACCUCUGUUUUCGGCAGGA